This is a messenger RNA of Triticum aestivum (bread wheat), 972 nucleotides long. RefSeq lists its product as uncharacterized. Lineage: Eukaryota; Viridiplantae; Streptophyta; Magnoliopsida; Poales; Poaceae. The transcript has 5 exons. The coding region runs from base 58 to 972 and encodes 304 amino acids. The record is from RefSeq and is a predicted model, not a curated record.
ACCUGCCGAUGGCGUUGAUGGGACUCCACACCCGUUUGAUUGUUUCCGCUGAGUAUUAUGAGCAUAAUGGCUCGUGGCGAUCAUCAAAGUGAUGAUGAUGAUUUCAUGGAUCCACCUCAACGUAACCAGGCAACUGGACGGAGAAAAGAGGGCGAUGAGAAGAAGAAACGUAUUCGCAACAGAGCCUCCCAGGAACGUCUGACCGUGUUGAUUGACAAAUUCACUGACGAUCAAAAGGGAGCUGCUGCUGAGAUGGGUAUGCAGGUUUUGAUGGAUGUCCGGUGUACGAACCUUGUCAACCCGGUAUGCGACUGGCUUGGUGAGAUAUACGAUCCCGCCUCCAGGGAAUUCGUGAUCCCGGGACGGGGAAGACUUCCAUUGAAUGAGGAAUCCGUGUUCUGCACUUUGGGUGUGCCUCGGGGACAUAUCAAAGUCCCGUACGAGGUUAAUAAUGAGAUCGAGGAAGAGCUGUUCGCCCGUUUGUUUCCUGGGUUGGAGGCAAUGCCGAACACGUCUGUACUGGCAGAUUCUCUGCAGGACAUGACGACGCACGGAGAAGUUUUCAAGGUGAAGCUACUCAUGUACCUCAUCUUAGCUGUUUUCACGCCGACCACUUCUCUUCGCCCAAGCAACAAAUGUUUCCCCAUCCUGGCGAAUCUGAAAAACGUGAAGAGUAUGAACUGGUGUAAGUUUAUUGCCGACUUUCUCCACGAUGCUUUCAAAAACAAGAUGUACCAGAAGGGUUGUCGUCUGCACUUAAUGCUCAUGUAUGUCGACUCUCUUGAUCUCUCCACCGUGGAUUUCACCGGGAUAGGAGGCCCGCCGCCUACUCACAAGUUUGUUGUUUCUGCGUGGACCAUCAGCGCUGUUAAGGCUGUGCUUGCCGCAGACAGGGCAACUGAUGGCACAUAUGGAAAACUACAGGUUAGUUUUUGUUUAUGUCUUUUUCACAUGGCAUGCUUACAAAUUUGA